CCACUGUUGAGUAGUCUCAGCUCCGCACCGCGCGUCGAUGGAUGUGUCUUCGUGUCUGCUCUCCGCUUGACGUCGCGUCGCCCCGACAUUUUCCCGGUCCCCAGUGCUUUCCCCCUUUUCCCGGUUUUCCCCCGACGCUUACGACAUUUUUUCCGUUUCCCCGAGAUCCUUUUCCCGGCCAGUUCGAACCAUAAGGUGUAAAGUUUUCCCCGGGAUCGGUUGUGGUUUUUCGAAUCGGUGCUCGUCCUACGAUCCUCUAGAAUCUGUGUUUUCCCUACGUGUUAUGGAAAAGUGCUGUUCACGUUGAUACACUUGCUCGGUGACACUCGGAUGGGAUAGCCUCUCGUCGAGGGAUUUUGUGACAGUGUUGAAGUGAGUGAAUUGAAAGUGCGAUUUUAGGAUAUUUUUGGAUACCAAUUUUUGAAGAUCGUGCACAUAUCUUUGACAAUAAUACUGGACGGGUCAGCUAUUAAACCAUCAAGAAUCCAAACGUGAGCGCUGGUCUCGACAAAACCGGUGCACUCCAGACAUGCGGCACAAAAUCACGUCCUGGAAAAUGAAGUUCAAAGCAUCGGACCACGUCACCGAUUUCAAGAAAUGAUGUAGGGCCGACGACUCAGGCCCCGCUUCCUUUUUUUAUCAUUUUUUUUCUGGUGCCUCCUCUCUGCGGAAACUUCGGGAACCUCCGUCCUGAUGCUCAGCGGAAGCUGGAUUAAGGAGAGUUUCCUAAAUCGAAGCAUCUGCAAGAAAUGGGACGGGGUUGAGGGGAAGGACUCCUGCGGGGGGUACAUCGGCGGGGGCGGGGACGAGGACCUGGUGUUCAAGAUGCCGCCUCUGAGCACGUACAAGACGACGUCCACGUCGGCGUCCAACUCGUCGGACCGAAACUCGCACAACGACUCCAACUUCCGACUCAAGAUCAUGACCAACGGCUCGAGCCACAGCGGCUCGUCCCUCAGCGAGAACUUGACCCCGCGAACUUUUUUGGAGAAGUACUCGUUGCCGCGAGUCGUUCGGGUGGUGCCCCAGGAGCCGGUGGCCGACCUCCUCGGAUCCAACGACCCCAUCGCCCUCCUCAACGGCCACAUCCUCAUGUACAAGCAGUACCGGAGCGGCAAAGUCGAGGCCAGGAACUUUUCCGAAACUAGACUCGGACAUAAGCAUCUCAAUGGAAAUGAAUACGAUUCUCUCAUCGUCAUACCCGAUUCAUUCCAAGGCUGGUUCAGUGUAGUUACCGAAAGAGGACAAGUCAAAGCAAAAGCGUACAACUCGAUGAACAGGCUUGUCUCGGCACAAGUCACUUCGUUUUUGACAGUUGGCCCUGAUAUUAUAGCGUACACUCAAAAUAAUCGUACUAAUUCCGAUGGGAGUCGGCAGCAGUACUGCAAAACUACUGUGAAAAGUGGUCAAGUCUUGAAAUUGCUUGCAGUCUAUCAAGAUCUUGCAAAUCAGUCAACCCGAUCAAAACGACUAUCGUGGCCCUUGAUUGGAAGCCGGCAGGAGACUAACCGUUAUGCUCAAUGCCUCUCCUCCUCAAAUCAGGUUUUAUACAUACCCAUCUCAACGCAUGGCCAAUUUUAUGCUAUAACGACGGUAGCAAACAAUUCAGAGGAAAAUGUUAGUAAAAUUUACCAGCUUCCAAGGUUGCUGCGAACAUUUCCCCUCCCAGUUCGAGUCUGCAUUAUCUCAUCAACAAAACCUCAAGGGUCAAUGUUGCUUGAAAGUUAUCACAAGGAAGACGUGAUUUUGGCCUGCGUUCUUGACGGCGGGUCUACUCCUAGAGGAAGCCUAUCAUCGAAUGAUAGCAGAAAUAAGACUGAUCAAUACAGACUCCUAGAAAUCGACAUCAACUCGAAGUUUUUCAUCAUGAGGCCCACGGAGCACGAGUACGACGAGCUGCGUCUUUUCAAAUCUCCCAAAGUGCAGAAAGCCUUGCGGUUUUGCCACGAAAACGGCGAGAAGUGGUGCAAGCAGCUCAAGAUCAUCCAUCACAUCUAUCCAGAGAACGUGAUCAAAGAGCUGAACGCCAUCAACGAAAAGAGUCUCGAGAGCAACAAGAAAGAGAAGAAAUCAAGACGAGUGUCUCUAGGCGACAAGAAGACGGUCAAGUCUGCCUCCUUCAGAUUUUCCACCUCUUACGGCCCCGAGGAUCCACGACCCCUGUACAGAAAUCUCAACGCUCAAAAUGUAGCCUCGAUAGCGACCGCGGUAACGACUACCUCCACUACUAACUCGACGUCGACCUGUGAUUCGAAUUCCCUCUACCUUAAUCUCGCCAACCACAGACUCAUCCAUAAGAACUUCGGUGGGAACGAAUGUUUCUCUUUACCAAUGAUGAAAACAGAGAGGAACAUUUUCGACAACGAACUCUUCCGCUCCAAAACAAGUUCCUCUCCCUCCUCGACGAAGCAACCACCACCCCUUCCAUCGAAACCUCCCUCUUCCCGCGGCUCUAAGAAUUAUCUGAAUCCUCCCUCAUCACCCCCUCCUCCCCCACCUGUGUCAAAACCCCCGGCAGCCCCUCCUCAAAACAGUCCCCCUCUGCCUCCACCAAACUUCGUCCUAUCGAACAGCAAUAGCAAUAGCAGCAGCAGUCGAGUGAGCAAGCACAAUGAGAGUAGUCUACCAAAUGUAAAUAGCAUCAACUCAGGAUCCUCAAACGUAAACGAUAGUUUUAGUGAUAGCAACACUUUAAGUGCAAUGGAAAGACUGGAUAUGUUAACCAAUUCAUCGAGUAUAAAAUCAAGAAACGAAGACGCGGACAUCAGCCUAGCUUCCUUAGAUAGUUACCAUAAAUCCGAAAAACUUCCUCAGAGCAAUAACAGUGGCAAUCGUGGUAGGGACAGCAAUCCGAGCAGCAAUAAAAGUAGUUUAAAAUACAAUCACGUCAGUAGUAUCGAAAUCAGCAACAACGAGAAAAACAUUAUCAUAAAUAAUAGUAGUAAAAGUAGUAAGAGUAGUAAAACAAAAUCAGAUAAAGAGCUAGUCACGUAUUUAAACAAAAACAAUCAUGUUACCAAUAGCAAAAGUUCGAGCAACCCGAAAACCAAGCCAGAAAGAGAUAAGAGUGUGGAUCAAUCAAUUCGUGAUGUUGACAAGUUCAAAAUUGCGCCUGAGGCUGAUUUUAAGUAUAGGGUAAUUAGAAAAACUGUCAACAAUUACUCUCACCAGCCCACUCAAGAGCCAAUGUCCUUAGAUAGCGCUGAAAGACCCGUCUACAAGACACGGCUGUUGGUUCAAAAUGUUGAUUCAACCCCUAAAUCCCUAAACAUCCCCUACACACCGGUCAUUGAUCUACCUUUGAAAACCAAUGUCACAAGUAACAAUUUAAAAACUGAGAUCCCGUAUACGAAUGUUAAGGAUGCUAUCUCUCCCAAUGAGUCGGACGUUUCGUCUGGGUCAAGUGAGAAUGUUUACGCCGAAAUCGGCGAUGUUUAUCCAACCAAUGAUCGCAGGUAUUUUUCUUUCAACUACAACAAUAAAGCGAGGUUACGCCCGUUCAAAUUGGAUUACCAAAGUGGCGGUAGUGAUGGAUGUUUUUCUGGUACUAACUCGAGUUCGAAUAAUGAUGGAUCUGUAUGAUAGUUGUAAACAUAUCAUUUAGUUCAAAUUGUACAAAUUUGUGUGUAUAGUUGUAUUAGUCUUAAAGCUUCACUCAGUGAUAUUUAAGUAUACUUACUAAGAAAGGAUUAAAAAGCAACCUUCUCUUCA
Molecule: messenger RNA, 3711 nt
Organism: Bemisia tabaci
Lineage: Eukaryota; Metazoa; Arthropoda; Insecta; Hemiptera; Aleyrodidae
Product: imaginal disc development protein B4
Source: RefSeq, a predicted model, not a curated record